Messenger RNA from Harmonia axyridis, 5212 nucleotides. RefSeq names its product diacylglycerol lipase-alpha (gene inaE). The coding region runs from base 456 to 3968 and encodes 1170 amino acids. Gene Ontology annotation, cellular component: postsynaptic membrane; dendrite membrane. Lineage: Eukaryota; Metazoa; Arthropoda; Insecta; Coleoptera; Coccinellidae. Gene Ontology annotation, biological process: lipid metabolic process. The record is from RefSeq and is a predicted model, not a curated record. The transcript is spliced from 16 exons.
GCUAUUCAGUUAGCCUGAACAAGGCCCGCUAUGCCUGGAAGCUUGAUUGCCUCUAUCUCGCGAAAAGAUAUGUAGGUUGGGGAAUCCUUACCUUCACGAUGAUUCAUUUCAAAGAAUAUAUGUCAAUUCCACAAAAAACAACCGCUGAAAGUGUAAUACGAAGCGCGAAGUGUGGCGUAAUGCAUGUGAUUUAGGUUACGGACAUCGAUUUUGAUGCAUCGGAAGAGUGUGGAAAUAACGUAGUUACUUUUGUGAGAAAGACUGAAUAAUACUUAUGAAUGGGAAAUGGGAUUGUUAGAUUCCGGCACCAGGAUGGUGUGUAUGAAGUGCUACCCGCAAAAAGGACCGUAGGGGAGUUUCGAACGUUCAGUGUCCAGCAAAUAAAAAACAGUGCGUUCGAACGAGCAGUUCCUUAUUAAAGGUGUAUUUAGACUUACAGUAAUUGUGGAACGAAAAUGCCCGGGCUAGUAGCAUUCAGGAGGAGAUGGUCGGUUGGUUCCGACGAUCUAGUGGUGCCGGGUGUCUUUUUGUUCACCAUGCAUCUGAUUUGGACAAUAGUACUGACCCUCCUCCUAAUUUUCGUCCAUUUCGAUAAAAAAACAGAAUGCGUUUUUCUGUUAUGGUGGUUCAUCAUAGGAUAUAUGAUCAUUCUAGUCAUCUCGAUGCUUCUCGAGUCUAUGGUAGCAUUUAUUGCUUUAAAAGGCACCAUCCUCGACCAAGAACCACGAGAACCCAUGCAGUAUGUCCUGUAUGUUAGAAUUGUUGUGAUGCUGAUUGAAGGUGGAUGGUUAAGUGCUGGGGUAUAUUGGCUUGUAACCUACUACAAAACCUGCCAAAUAGAAAUAGCCAAAGAAUAUGUUUUAGGUCUAAUAAUUUUCAACUGGUGUUUACUCCUAUCAGUACUGAUAACUGUAUGGUGUACCUAUGAUGCUGCCGGCAGAUCAUGGGUAAAAAUGAAGCAGUACCAAAAGUCUAUGAGAGAGAUGGAAUCAAAAUACCAAUACAAAAGAUCUAACAGUACAAGAAACUGGAGACAGAGGAAAGUGCUAAGGGCCUACCAAGAUCGUUGGCAACAGAGGUGUAAAUUUCUAUUUUGUUGCUAUUCGGCCUCCGACAGGAACAGAAACUCAUUCUCGGAUAUAGCCAAGUUGCUGUCAGAUUUCUUCAGAGAUCUGGAUGUUGUUCCUUCAGAUGUUCUAGUCGGUCUGGUGCUGUUGAGGAAAUUCCAGAAAAUUGAGAGAAAAAAUAUUAUAGAACAGAAACUGAACGAUACGUAUGAAUACCUCUCAGGGGUUCCAGUAACUCCACGAACACAAUUCCUGUCGCUUCAUGAAGGUGGGCAAGACUUGGAACUUUUCCAGACUGUGAUACACUUCGCCCAUUUCGCUGUACACGCUUACGGUUGGCCCAUGUACGUUAUGAAUAAUAAACUUGGAUUCGUCAAGGUUUGCUCCAAUUUGACGUGUUGUUGUUUUCCCUGUAAUAAAAGUGGAGAAAUGACCUUCAAUCCGGAGAUUAUAAAUGACAAUUGCUGCAAGUGUAACUAUGCCGUAUUACAGAAGCUUUGUGAUGAAGGCGAUAUUGAAAUUGUGUAUGCCACUUAUCAUUGUGAUGUGGGGGAAACUCCUUUCUUUAUUGCUUUGGACUAUGACAGAAAGAAAGUGGUCAUUAGUAUUAGGGGGACUUUGAGCAUGCAAGACAUUUUGACAGAUUUGAAUGCUGAAGGUGAAACCAUACCUCUAGAUCCCAUAAAGGAGGACUGGCUUGGACAUAAAGGUAUGGUCCAGGCUGCACAAUACAUUUACAAUCAUUUGGAAAAUGAGAGACUCAUAGAGGCUGCACUUCAACAUAAUUUGGAGAGGGGCACCAAUACCUUCCAAUUGAUUAUUGUUGGUCACUCUCUAGGAGCUGGAACAGCAUCGAUUCUUGGUAUUUUGCUCAGACAGCAGUAUGAAAACUUAGAAUGUUAUUGUUACGCCCCCCCAGGAGGCUUGCUGAGUAUGCCUGCUGUUGAAUACAGUAAAAAGUUCACGAUAUCUGUUGUAGUCGGGAAAGAUGUUGUUCCGAGAAUUGGUCUUCAUCAAAUGGAAGCUCUAAGAGCAGACCUCAUAACUGCCAUCAAAAGGAGUGUAGAUCCCAAGUGGAAAACGAUAACUUGCUCCAUCAUCUGUUGUGGUUGCAUCCAACCGACUUCAGUUGUAGAAAUGAGUGAACAAGAUACAAUAGUUAGUGAAUAUUCCAAGUCAAAAAAGAGGGCUCGAAAAGAGAGCCUUCAUCCCAGCGACUCUUCUAUAGCUUUAACUAGUCACCAUCCUUUAUACCCUCCUGGUAGAAUAAUACACGUUGUUAGGCAUCAUCCGACAAAAGGAGAACAAAAAUAUGACAAACGUUGGAGACAGGCCAUAUCAAAGAAACAGCCAGUAUACCAAGCUUUAUGGGCUCAAAAUGUCGACUUCGAUGAAGUCAUAAUAUCUCCAGUUAUGAUACAAGAUCAUAUGCCAGAUAGGGUAUUAAGUGCACUACAGAAGGUUAUAACAACCCUAGGUCCAAGAAAGCCACAAAGAAUAUCGAGCAUAUCUUCAAAUAACUAUGGAAUAAACUCAAACGAACCGUCAGUAAGAUUGUCUUCUGAAUCUAGCCCAAAAACCCGACUAUAUCUAGAAACUAGCUUCACAUCACUACAGUCUCCUACGUUACCAACAGUAGGCGGUACCAGCAACGCCUCCUCGAUUACUAAUGGAUAUCACUCUGCCAAGUCGCAUUCUAGCCCCAUACAGAUAAAUAACGUGUUAACAAUGCUUGGACAUGAUACGAUUUCGGAUUUCAAUUUGAAUAUAGCUCCUUCAAGGCAACCAAAGAGUUUGAGUUUGAACAUUAAGACUACUACAUCUCCUGUUAAUAAAUUCGACCUUAUACACGACGAUUGGUUUGGACUUGCCCCAUUGGCUUCACCGGAAAGUUUGUCUGAAAUUUCAGUAAUAUCUUCAAGAGCUAGUUUUAUGAUCAAUUCUACCGAUGAAAGCGCGUGCCAAACACCGAAACUGAUGAAGAGAACUUUGAAAAUAAUAGGAAAUCUCAGCACUUGUGCCGACGACAUCGUAAACGUGCGCAACUUCCAGAAAGUUGAGACGUUUGCUAGGAAGAGAUCAAUGAGCGGAAGUCAUUCCUCCAACUCUGACACGAGCUUUGAAUCUGCAGUAAAUGGAGAGCUACCUCGGUUAAUGAAAUGUGACACUAUAACAGAGACAUCUCAAAAGGUUCCAGAUAUAAAUUCGACUGGCUCAGAUAGAGAUGACUUUCAAUCGGCUGAGGAUAUUCUGGACAACGUUCUGAUUUCUGCAGGUUGCAAAGAGUUCUUCAACAGCACUCCCUCCUUCCUAGAGACGCAUUUCGACAUAUUUGAGGGUGACAAGCAACAAGAAAAUCCGAAACUUUGUAGGUUAGUCUACCAGAGCAGUCCAACCCUGCUAUCUCCAAACACUCCAGAGGACUUGGACCAGGAUCUUCUGUCUAAUCUAGCCAUAGACCUGAAUUUACAGGAGUCAAACAGAUCAAUGCAUAUUUAUAGUUCCAAAAGCAAUAGUGUAGACUCUGGAAGCACCUGCAGAACCCCAUCGGAUAGCAAGAAUGUUACUUUUAACCCCCAAGUGAUAAAUAUUGAACAUAUACCUUUGAGUCCUAAGAAAAAAGACAGGUGGCAGUUUUUUCGGGCGAGAAGUAAUCCUUCCAAAAUGAAUUCAGAAUUAACGGUUCUUAAGCCAAGAAUAGUGGAACCCCCAAAGACGAUUUUGUGCACAAAAAGGAGAAAGAGCGAAGAGGAUUUUUUUGCUCGGACUGAGGCCCUACCUCUUUUGAGUGGAUUGACUGGAAAUUUCAGUGAAAGUUCAUCCGGAUACAUAAAGCGGAAAAAUCACGUCUUUCCAUCAGAUGUGGCUAUUAUGAAUAAGCCAAAUGAAAGUAGUGUUUGAUCCUAGGUAUAAUUAUAAUAAUAAGUACUAGGAGAAUAAUUGUUUACAGUUCAUAUAGAAUUGUUUCAAUGUACGUGAUGCAGAACAGUUUGCUAUUGAAUUGAUUAUUCAAUUCAAUGAAUUUUUCUUCAAUUGAUUGAGGCAUAAUUUUUUAAGAUUAUCUAGGAAAACUGAGAUAAAUUGGAUAUAAGUUUUACAAACGAAAAAUUCAUUAUGAGAGAAUGUUUGAGUUCUAUAUUAGUUUUCGAAACAAAGGAUAAUGAAUAAUUAAGAUAAUAUCUUGAGAACUUUCAUUCUCCUUUUCAAGAAACUAUUUACAAACAAUCAAAUAACUAAAAAUUAGAUAUAUAGGUCUUCUACUGUGAUAAUAUAUGUUAAUCUACAGUACAGAUUUUUUUAUAGAACUAUAAAAUGAAAUACUGUUUUCAAAAAAUACUAGACAUCAAUUAUAUGAAUAUUGUAUUUGUAAUGAAAGUAGAAUAUUCAGAGAACUAUUUUGGUGUUGAAUAAAAAUUAUGGAAAGCAACAAAUAUAUCAUGUCACUCCAAAUACUCUGAGGAAUGGAAUAAUUUUUCAAUCUGUACCUAUAUGUUUGUUGUCAAAAUAGCUCUUUGAAAAAUUUCUAGAUUGGAAAUGUAGAAUUUUUAACAAAUUACUGAAUGUUAUAGAAUUUUUGAGGAAAAAUUUAUAAAGUGGGGUGAACAUAUUCCAAACAGAAAUAUUUAUAAAAAAAAAUAAAAAUCAAUAUUGAAAUAUAAUGCGAUUUUGAACUAAAGAUAUCAAAUAUGAAGUCAUGUUCUGAAUUCCUAUAUUUUGUGAUAGAGAAAAUGAACCGGCCAGUUAAAUCAAGUUGAUAGUUGUAAAUAAUGAUGAAAUCUUGUGACUACUAAGAUUUAAACUUGUUCUUUCCUUCGCAACAAUACAAAAUUUAAAAUGAACAAUAAAUAAUAAUGAACAUAACGGCCAAUAUUAAAUAGUCCAUCUUGUCAAAAAUGAAUUUAUUCAAGAAAAAUGAAAGUUAAUUCUAUUGCAGUUUCAAAAUAUCAUCAAUUUUAUUAGUUUGAAAACUGUUAUGGAUAUAUAAACAUAUAAUAUGGUGUAAAAAAAUAGGGUCCAAAGAUUGAAGAAUAAAAACAGUUUUCUCUUGAAAAAAUGUAAUUUACAGUGUAGAAAAUUAUAACAGAAAAGAGUUCAAACCAGAUCACUAUUUACAAAUACAUAAAAUAUAUUUAUUUCUAAAAUAU